This is a messenger RNA of Toxotes jaculatrix (banded archerfish), 4046 nucleotides long. RefSeq names its product semaphorin-3D. The record is from RefSeq and is a predicted model, not a curated record. Gene Ontology annotation, molecular function: chemorepellent activity; semaphorin receptor binding. Gene Ontology annotation, biological process: negative chemotaxis; negative regulation of axon extension involved in axon guidance; positive regulation of cell migration. The transcript has 18 exons. The coding region runs from base 223 to 2673 and encodes 816 amino acids. NCBI's taxonomy places the organism in Eukaryota, Metazoa, Chordata, Actinopteri, Toxotidae.
CUCUCCAGGUGACCGGACACCGACCUGUGCGGCGGCCGCAGCAUCGCGUCCAGGAUCCUGCUCUGUCUGUCAGUGGUGGAUUAACUCGGAGCCCAGAGACCCAGAGACCCAGAUCCCGGUGCCGACCCCCUCUGCUCGUCAGCUGCAGCCCACAGUGUGAUGUGACCGGUUGGUUCAUCCUGCUUCCCUCAUUCUUUCCUCACCUGUGAAGAUCAGUCAGAGAUGACCGACAUUUCUGCAGCAGGAGGCUUCAGGACCGGAGGAGUGGCGUCCCUUCAGAUGCUGAUGCUGUGUCUCGUCCCACUGCUGUGGCCGCGGCCUGCAGACUCCGGCGCCGCUCCAGAUGCCAAAGCCUGGAGCCAAACCGAGCCACGGUUGCAGCUCUCCCACACAGACCUGAGGAACAGCUCGGCUGUCUUCUGGAAGGGAGGGGUCAGCGGGGGGUACCAGGCCCUUCUGCUGGAUGAGGACCAAGGCUGGCUGCUGGUCGGCGGUAAAGACCACAUCUACCUGCUGAGGACCGACAGCUUGGACCUGCCCACGCGUGCGGUGUACUGGCCCGCUGCCAGAGAACACGUGGAGCACUGCUGGCUGGCAGGGAAAAGUCCGGAGACAGACUGUGCCAACUUCGUGCGGCUGCUGCAGCCCUUCAAUAAGACCCAUGUUUAUGCUUGUGGCACUGGUGCCUUCCACCCACAGUGUGCUUACCUGCACUUAGGACACAACACCGAGGGGCCGUUAUUCAUCUUGUCUCAUUCAGUGGAGUCGGGCAGAGGAAAAUGUCCCUUCAGUCCCAGAGAGCCUUUCACUGCCAGACUGACUGAUGGUGAGCUUUACGCAGGCACCUCUGUUGACUUCAUGGGAGCCAACGCUGCAAUCUUCCGUACCACAGUCCAGGGCAGCAGUCAGCAUUACAUCCGCACCGAAGCCUACGACCAGAACUGGCUCAACGAGCCGGAGUUUGUGGGCUCCUUCUCCAUCCCGGACACCCGCAGUCCAGACGAUGACAAGGUUUACUUCUUCUUCAGGGAGAGGGCAGUGGAGGCCGGACAGUGGGACAAGAGGACGUACAGUCGCGUGGCUCGAGUCUGCAAGAAUGACGUAGGGGGGAAGAGGAGCCUGAUUAACCGCUGGACCACCUUCCUCAAAGCCAGACUGGUCUGUUCUGUUCCCGGCCCGUCUGGAGUCGACACGCACUUUGAUGAGCUAGAGGACAUCUUUGUUCUGGAGACCAAGGAUCCUCAAAAUCCCACCAUCUACGGUGUCUUCAGCACCUCCAGCUCCAUAUUCCGUGGUUCAGCAGUGUGUGUCUACUCCAUGGCUUCUAUCCGUGCAGCUUUCAACGGGCCGUUUGCCCACAAAGAAGGUCCUGACUAUCGCUGGGUGGAGUACAAAGGCCGCAUCCCCUAUCCGAGACCAGGAACUUGUCCCAGCGAGACGUACGAUGCUCUCUACAAGUCCACCAAGGACUUCCCAGACGAGGUGGUGAGCUUCAUGAGGCAGCAUCAGCUGAUGUGGGAGCCGGUCCUGCCUCUGAGCGGCAGACCCAUAUUAACCCGCGUCAAUUCACCCUACAUGUUAAAGAAAGUGGUCGUGGACCGAGUGGAUGCUGAGGACGGACCCUACGAUGUCUUACACCUGGGCACAGACGAUGGGAAGGUGGUGAAGGCGGUGUCCGUCAUCAAAGACAACUGGGACACAGAGCAGAUCAUUCUAGAGGAGAUGACUGUCUUCCAGAGUCCCACUGCCAUCCUGAGCAUGGAGCUGUCAACCAAGAGGCAACAGCUGUAUGUGUCCAGCGAGCUCGGCGUGGCCCAGCUGGGGCUCCAGAGGUGUGAGUUAUAUGGGACCGACUGUGCCGAGUGCUGCCUGGCCAGAGACCCCUACUGCUCCUGGGACGGACAGACCUGCUCCAGAUACUUCCCCACCAGCAAGAGGCGGGCACGGAGACAGGAUGUAAAAUAUGGAGACCCCUGGAGUCAGUGCCCUCUCACAGAGGACGAUUCUGACUCUGUGGAGGUGAAGCUGGUGUACGGUGUGGAGGGAAACUCCACCUUCCUGGAGUGUGUUCCUCGGUCACCUCAGGCCGAGCUCAGGUGGACGGUGCAGCAGCAAACGGACAGCCAGCAGCAAACUCUCAGUCAGAUACAUGAGAGCAGAGAAGUCCCUCAGAGCGACGACGACCGAUCCCUCCAUAUGAAGCGAGGGUUGCUGGUUCAACACCUGGAGCUGGCUGACGCAGGCCUCUACACCUGCACCAGCCACGAGCACUCCUACAGCCAGGUCCUGGCCCGAUACCAUGUCCACAUCAUCCCCAACCAUAGCCUCCACCCAGCCCGCUACCAGCAGAAGCACAGUCCAACCCAUGGGAGGACUGGCCCAUCCAGGGUCGUGGUCAGCGGGUUUCUAGGCCAGUCAGGGCCCCUCCAUCCACCACCUUCGCUGCCGGGACACAGAAACUCGUGGCUGCCCCAGGAUCUUCAGCAGCUCCCUCUUAGGAGCUACAAAGACCUGGACAUGAUGGGGACCAACAGUCUGAGUGUGGACGAGUACUGUGAGCAGCUGUGGUACCGUGAGAAACGCCGGCAGCAGAAGCUCCGCACGCUGAAGCUGAAACAGGAGAGCAGGAAAGCCCGGGUGAGGAGGAACAACCCUCCUGAGGUUCCCCUCUAGUCACCUGGAGGAUACAGAGACUGACUGUGGACAACAGAUCCUGUACAUGCAGAGGACAAGGAAAGGUGCAAAUAAUGCCAAUGAAUAAAGUGACACCACAUGCAUUUACCCUAAGACUAAAAACGAUUAGUAUAUCCUUAUCCUGAAUAUUCUGACAUUUAGACGCUACAUAAAAUGGAAAUAGCUACGUAGAAAAAAGUUAUUCGUCUGUAAAUUCAUAUUAUUAACAAUGUUCAUAUUGUUUGGAACAAACAGCAUUUCUCUGAGGUUCAGCUAAACCUGAAAAUGUUAUUUUAUAAUGAUACACAACAGUUUACAAGACAACACACUGUAUUAUCCGGCCUUUUCCACAUAAACAGUUCAAAGGGAGAACAUGCAUCUGAUCGCAUUUUGUUUGCAAGCUUCUAGAUCUACAUUAACAUUUACUGCUUUGCUAAAAUAAGCUGCUGGAUAAUUAUCUGGAUAGUAAUGCAGAAACUAACCUAUCUGAGUUUAAAGGCCCUGAAUAGUCUGCAUGAAAAAGAUUUGCUUAUUUUUGAGUUUGUUAAACUGUUGAUAAAUAGUAACUAAGGAUUUUUUCCAAACUUUACUUUGACUUUUGCUUAUUUAGUCACGACUAUUAAAUAUUCUAAAGAAAUAUUUAAGAUUUUAAACCAAGUUUUCAGGGUUUUUAAAGUUACUACUCGUAGCGUCAGAGAAUAGAGACCUCUGAAUUCACCAGUAUUCAGACCACAACAAUCCUUUUGUAGUAUAUCUCUUUUCUACCCAAAUGAUCUUUUCAUACGGUUUUUAUAGCACCGUGCGCCAGUGAAACCAAAUAGCUGACAUGAAAUUUGUAGCAAAACUGCAAAUUCUUCAUACAGGACAGACGGACAGGUGAAAAUGUAUCAGGAUCUCAAACAGUAUAAAUUAAUGACAGAACAGUAAAUAAGAAAAACGUUUGCCAGGUUUACUGCUACACAUUUAACUGUGUAUAACAAAAACAUAUAAUGUUUUCUACAUAUAUUUAUGUUUGUUUCAAGAUGUAACGCUGAGCAAAGAUCUGGGCUUCAUACGAACCUGACGGGUGGAGUAAAAGCCUCAGUGAAAACGCACACAUGAAAUGGACCGUGCUUGAAAAUACAUUUUAUGUUGCUCAUUACUUCUGUCAUGUAACUGUAAUAAUUAUUAUUCCCAACAAUGUAUAUUAAAGAACUCUAUUUUUGAUAGUUUUCUUUCUUCAUGUACUAGAAUCGAGUGUUUAUAUAAACGUGUAUUUCUGAUAAUGUCACAAUCCUCCAAUAAGCUUUGAGAUCAAAAACUGAGUAAUGAAACUGAGUCUUACUGUAUGAUGUGAAUAAACCACAAGACUUACAUGUAAAAAUAAAACAAAU